AUGAGAAGGCAAGGAGAAAAGGCAAUGAGAAGGCAAGGAGAAAAAGGCAAGGAGAAAAAGGCAAUGAGAAGGCAAGGAGAAGGCAAGGGAAAGAGCAAGGAGGAGAAGGCAAGGAGGAGAAGGCAAGGAGGAGAAGGCAAGGAGGAGAAGGCAAGGAGGAGAAGGCAAGGAGGAGAAGGCAAGGAGGAGAAGGCAAGGAGGAGAAGGCAAGGAGGAGAAGGCAAGGAGGAGAAGGCAAGGAGGAGAAGGCAAGGAGGAGAAGGCAAGGAGGAGAAGGCAAGGAGGAGAAGGCAAGGAGGAGAAGGCAAGGAGGAGAAGGCAAGGAGGAGAAGGCAAGGAGGAGAAGGCAAGGAGGAGAAGGCAAGGAGGAGAAGGCAAGGAGGAGAAGGCAAGGAGGAGAAGGCAAGGAGGAGAAGGCAAGGAGGAGAAGGCAAGGAGGAGAAGGCAAGGAGGAGAAGGCAAGGAGGAGAAGGCAAGGAGGAGAAGGCAAGGAGGAGAAGGCAAGGAGGAGAAGGCAAGGAGGAGAAGGCAAGGAGGAGAAGGCAAGGAGGAGAAGGCAAGGAGGAGAAGGCAAGGAGGAGAAGGCAAGGAGGAGAAGGCAAGGAGGAGAAGGCAAGGAGGAGAAGGCAAGGAGGAGAAGGCAAGGAGAAGGCAAGGAGAAGGCAAGGAGAAGGCAAGGAGAAGGCAAGGAGAAGGCAAGGAGAAGAAGCAAUGAGAAGGCAAGGAGAAGGCAAGGAGAAGAAGCAAUGA
Messenger RNA from Schistocerca serialis cubense, 750 nucleotides. RefSeq lists its product as uncharacterized. Bases 1 to 750 code for a protein of 249 amino acids. The transcript is spliced from 2 exons. Lineage: Eukaryota; Metazoa; Arthropoda; Insecta; Orthoptera; Acrididae. The record is from RefSeq and is a predicted model, not a curated record.